UAAAUAUAGAGUGUUGUUAAUGGGAAUAUGUGGAGGAUAAGGGAAUAAGAAAAUGUCUAAGCUAACUAUCGAAACAAAAGAUUAAACAAGAACUACUUCAAAUAAUGAGAAUCCAGGGUCUUCAAAAUAAUCUAGGUUCGUAAAGUAAAUAACAGAUUUCAAAGUUGAUCCAUCUAUAUUUGUUACAUUAAAAAAAGGGGAUCUAUUGAAUUCUUACAAAAUUGAUUAAGUUUUAGGAGAGGGUAUGAAAAUUAGUUUAUUUAAAAAGGAACUUAUGGUAAAGUUAGUUUAGUGACUUAAAAAGGAACAGGGUUUUAAAGAGCAAUGAAAUAGAUUAGAAAGGAUAAAAUAAUAAUUGAAUAGAAAGAUAAUAUGAUAUAGGAAGUAUCAAUAUUAAAAGAAUUGGAUCAUCCAAAUAUUGUAAAUAUAUAUGAAUUGUACGAAGAUGAAUCUUUUUAUUAUAUUAUCACAGAGUAGCAAUAUAAUUUCAAUAGAUCGAAAGAUAUUUGAGUGGAGGAGAAUUAUUUGAGAAAAUUAAUGAGAUAGAUCAUUUCAAUGAAACUAUUGCUGCAGGAUAUAUGAGAAAAAUCUUAGAAGCAGUCAAUUAUUGUCAUAUUCGUAAUAUUGUACAUAGGUAAAUUUAUUAUACUAAUAAAAAUAGAGAUCUUAAACCUGAAAAUAUUAUAUUUGAAUCCAAGAAAGCACAUUCUAGUUUAAAAAUUAUAGACUUUGGAACAGCUAAACAAAUUUAUGAUUCAAGCAAAUUAUCUCAAAGAAUAGGAACUGUAUAUUUAUAUAUAUAUAUAAUUAUAAUAAAUAGCCAUAUUAUAUAGCACCUGAAGUGAUUAACAAAAGAUAUGAUUAAAAAUGUGAUGUUUGGUCUUGUGGAGUUAUUCUAUUUAUAAUGUUAUGUGGUUAUCCUCCAUUUAAUGGAUAAAAUUAAUAGGAAUUAUAUUAAAAAAUUUAAAGUGGAAUAUUUUCAUUUGAUGGUAAAAAGAUUAAUUUAAAUUUUUAGAACCUGAAUGGGGAGAUAUUUCUAUUGAUGCAAAAAAUCUAAUUAAGAAAAUGUUAAUUAUUGAUCCUGAAAAACGAAUUUCUGCUUCUGAAGCUUUAAGAGAUGAUUGGAUGAUUAUUAAUCAAAAAGAUAAAAAAAUUAAUUCAAAAUCUUUAGAAAAACUUGCUAAAUUUCAUGUAAAUUUUAUAUUUUAUAAAAGAGUUAAAGUAAAUUAAAAGCAGCUAUAAUGUAAUUAAUUACAACUUAAGUUAUGUCAAAUUCAGAAAAAAAGAAAAUUUAAACAUAAUUUAAAAAAAUUGAUGUUAACAAAGAUGGUACUUUAAGUAGAGAAGAACUAUUGAAAUGUUAUAGAGAAAUUUAUGAUGAUGAAGUUAAGUGUCAAGAAAUAGUUGAAAAUUUAUUUUAACAAGCUGAUGUUAAUGGAUCAAACUAAAUAGAUUAUACUGAAUUUAUAGUUGCCUUUGCAAAAAAAGAAUAAUUAAUGGCUUAAAAUAAAUUAGAAAAAGCAUUUAGACUAUUUGAUAAAGAUGGAAAUGGAUCAAUAAGUAAAUAAGAAUUACAAGAAAUAAUGGGAGGUGCUUAAUUAAGUGAAGUUGAAUGGAAUAAUGUCUUUAAUGAAUUAGAUCUAAAUGGAGAUGGUAUUGUAAACUUUCAAGAAUUUACAGAAAUGUUAAUAAAAAAUGCUAAUGAAUAAGAAUGA
Paramecium sonneborni is the source of this 1715-nucleotide messenger RNA. NCBI's taxonomy places the organism in Eukaryota, Ciliophora, Oligohymenophorea, Peniculida, Parameciidae. The record is from the annotation of a GenBank genome assembly.